Messenger RNA from Frieseomelitta varia, 8461 nucleotides. Its product is annotated as class A basic helix-loop-helix protein 15-like. The record is from RefSeq and is a predicted model, not a curated record. Bases 1620 to 2231 code for a protein of 203 amino acids. The transcript is spliced from 5 exons. Gene Ontology annotation, molecular function: protein dimerization activity. NCBI's taxonomy places the organism in Eukaryota, Metazoa, Arthropoda, Insecta, Hymenoptera, Apidae.
UAUAAAUAAGAUUAUUUCGUGGAAACGUGAAGGUAUAAUAACGUAGGAUAGAAGUAACAAAACAAGUACUUUGUGCUUUUUGGUUCGUUGCUUGUUCGUAAUUUUUGCGUGUUUCAAAAUCGAGAUGUUCCCUGUCCUUGGUAUAGAAAUAAAAGUCGCAGAAUGUAUCAAAGGCUCAAGGAAUAUUCUGGACUUUUGUUGCUAUACCAUGUAAAUUAAAAUUACACCUAUCUAAUUUCAACUUGGUUUAAUAAUUCUUGUCUCUGGCUCUCGGGUGUUUUACCGUCACUGAAAUAUGGCGCGAAGAAUUUCACAAAAGGUUAGAAUCUAGUUCGAGUCCGGUAAUUUGUGUAUGAAAACCUAGAAGAGAGAGACACCAGAAGUAUACUUUUGUUAAUUUCCCGUACGAUUGUAUAAAUUAGUAAAUUCCAAGAACUGAAAGUAGCUGCUGAAGUUGAGGAAACCUUUGUCGAGACCAAUAUUCCCCGAAUUCUGGAAUAAACGAAAAGAAAAAAACCACCAAAAAAUCAAUGACAUUUUUUAUUAGCCAUCUACAAAAUUGCUUCUCCGUGAGAAACAAAAAGGCGCGAGUUAUUUAAAUUCUUCUGUUAUACACGUAAGGAUCGACAGUUCCUAACUUGGAAAAAGAGAAACCAAAGAUGAUACUCCGAAUUCUCGGAGAUAUUCUUUGAAAUUGAAUAUUCGUCGCUUUGCUGCGCUCAGAUUCGUGAGCAGGCAGCACGACGGGAAACGGGGUUAUUUGCACAAAAAUAUCUCUCCUGCGUGUCGUCGGGAACUUUCAAGCGAGAUGGGAAUUGAACCGAGAAGCUUUUAAACGUUCGCGAGACGUAAAAAUCGAGACGGAGAAUCGAUCGACAACGUGCAACAGGUCUCCCACCUGCGCCGAUCCCGCAGCCUGAGAGAGAACUGUCAAUGCCCCGUCGUUUCGUCCACGCGCCUUCUCGUCAUAACCACGCGAAUAACAAAACACGCGACUUUCUCCCAACCAUCAGCCGCAAAUACAAUUUCCACGUGUUGCGCAGAUAAGUGGCUUCCCCAGUCGUCGGCGAUCGAAGGUAAUUCACGUCGGACGGCCGAGAGAUCCAGCUGGGAAUCCCCGAAAGAUACUCCUACCGAGUGGAACGAGAGAGAGUUAUUGAUCAACUGUGGCCGCGAGCGACAGAAGAGGAGAAGAAGAGGAAAGAACCUAAGUGACGGAAUAAUACUUGUGACGGUCGGAGCGAGGAGGAAGUGUCGUCGUGUGUUAAACCGGUCCGAGACGAACGAGGAUCGACGAGGAAUUAUUUCCUUCUUUUUUUUUUCUUUUCGUGACGAAGAACUGGAAGAAAAUUAAAGAAGUACGUACGCGCACGUACGUACAGUGCCAAUUGGAAAGUGUCGAUUGUUCCGCGUGGAAGUAAGGAAUAUAAUAGGGAGGACUGGCGAGGAGGAUUCAGGGAGGAAAGGGGGCAAACGAUUUUUCAUCGGGUUCGAGUUGGUCGAGAGAGCGAGCUUGAAUUUCUUUUCCAUGGACGCGCGUCGAAGGUAAUCGAGCGCAGCUCCAGCCAGGACCGCCGACAUCCAAGGGGGUCCAAAGCACCACAACUUUCCUCGGGAUAAUGCGAAGCCUGGAGAGGUUAUCGGGUAGCGAUCAAGACUGCGAUCAGGAGAUGUAUAUCGACCUGGACGACGCUUCCGUCGACUCGCUUACCGGAAAACGCAGUCGCCAUCAUGUCGUUGGCGCGGAGGUGGGUGAGGAGAGCGACAGCAGUGGCAGCGAGAGGAGCCCGAAACAGGCGAAGAGAAGAAACCGCGGUGGACCACCAACGACGAGGAGACGAAAAAGUGGAAUUUCCGCGCGAGAGAGGAACCUGAGGAGGCUCGAGAGCAACGAGAGAGAGAGAAUGAGAAUGCAUUCCCUGAACGACGCUUUCGAGCAACUACGCGAGGUGAUACCGCACGUGAAAAUGGAAAGGAAGCUCAGCAAAAUAGAGACGCUUACGUUGGCCAAGAAUUACAUAAUGGCCCUGACGAACGUCAUAUGUGAAAUGCGCGGCGAGGAGCAACCGUACACAUUCGUCGAUGGCGAGUGUGGCUCCAGUAGCGGCGACAGCACAGGCCAAUUAGAAUUAAGUGGCGGUGAACAACCGGAAGAAGCAUCCCCGGCAUCGAUGCACGAAACCAACAACAAUAGUCUACUUCAUGAAGAUUUAGAGCGCAGGAUACCGUAGCCGGCCUAAUUGCGUCCAAACAACACGGUCGAUCCUUCGUUGACAAAUCCUACUUCGAUGAAGCUGAACUUCGUUCGUCAGGCUGUCUUCUUCUUGUAACCAGUCGAAGAAAAAAGAAAACAGAGAAGAAGAAGAAGAAGAAGAAGAAGAAGAAGAAGAAGAAGAAGACUCUCGGUCGCGAAUUGUAUUUUUGUAAAUUAAACGAGAGCGCGAGAGAAGAGGGGAGAGGAAGAAAAACGAGAGACAACGACAGGAACAAGAGAGGAGAAAGAAGACGAGUUCUUCGUCGAAUCGAGAUGUGAAAACGAGAUGACCAACGGAGAAUCGUCGUCGUCGAGGAAACGAUCGUUAAACAGCCCUCGAGAUUUAUCGAAGAAGAUGCAAUUCGGCUUUUACGAAAUGAUCCGUCCAAGGUCGACCUCUGGAGAUCUUUCGAAGGCCAACAAGCUGGCAAGAUUGACAGAGAAAGAAAAAAAGACUGACUUCGCGGCCAGUCGCGACUGGGUGAAUUCUCCUUGUCCUUUUUUUUUUCUUUCUUUCUUUCUUUCUUUCCGUUCUGUUCGCGAACAUUUUUAUUCUUCCCUUUCUCCGGUGGCAAAGCGGCAUCGAUCUUCGUGAACCGGUACCAUCGCUGCGCCCACUCCCGACGUAUUAAUCAUGUGCCAAAGGUACUCGAAGCCGAAACGACGAAACGAGUAAACAUCGACGACGUCGCGGUCCAACGAUCGAGAGAAAUGGAAAAUUAUGACGAAUUCGCCAUUGUUCGGAGGAAGAUGUAUCGUUCGUGGGGGGGAAUGGAAAAUUUCUGGAACUUGGAAGGAUUUCGAGGUCGACGCCGUAAGAUCGAAUCGCAUCGACGACGAUAAACGAUCGAUCGAGUGCAAAAAGAAAAAAAAAGAAAGAAUAUGAAGUGCGUGAGAAACUGUGAUAGAAUUUCGUAUUAGAACCUCGUUGCACGCGACACCGUGCUAAAUACUUUUCUUUUCUUUUUUUUUUUUUUUUUUGUUUUGUUUCUUUGUGGUAAUCGUCUACAGUCUGCAAGAACCAAUGGAGGACGUUCGUCAGGCCGGAACCGGCCGUCUCCGGAAUGGACGAUCAAACCGGAGAUGACGCGACAAGUCGUUGUCCGACGUCGCAGAGCAACAAUGAAAGAAAACUGAUGAAAGUGACCGCGAUCAAAAGAAUCUAUCCUAUUCGUGGAUUCAAUCGUCAAACGGUACGCACAACAAUUAACGAUUAAUGUUUCCUUUAAAAUUCACUACUUACCGCUGUCAAACGAUUCGAUGGAAAAAGUUUGUUUCAAAGUUCUCGAAAAUGUAAAUUCCUAUCAAAUUCUCUACCUGCUCGCUGUUAAAUAAUUUCGAUCGAAUGAAACGAAAUUUCGACGAAAGAAGUUGUUCCAACGUUUUUUCAAAUACAAAUUAUAUAGAUUGUAUCGGAGAGAUUUCAAGCUGUUCUCGUCAUGUCGCUAUCUCCUCGAAGUGAAACAUAUGAUAAAAUAUUAAACGCUAUCUAUCGAAUUAAUCAGAUAAUCGAUAGAGCUGAACGUUACAAGAGAAAACAAUAUUGCUAUGUCGUUAUUACCGUCGGCGGUGAUAAUACCAAUACAGGAGGAAACAAAGAGCUCCGUUUGACGUUUGAAUCGAGUUUUGAAGGAAGCGGGUGAAAGUAUGUCCGAGAGACACAGACUUUCGAAGAGUAACGCGUACCUUAGACAUAUACAUAUUAUAAAUAUACAUAUAUAUGUAUAUAUAUAUAUAUAUCUAUAUAUUAAUAUAUACGUGUGUAUUAGCACGUUGGUGAUUAAUGCGUAUUAAUCACGAAUGUGAUAAUAUAUAAUAAUUUACUGUAUUAUCUCGAGAACGGGGACCAGAGACAUCGACUUAAGUUACCAAAUCUCGCUGAAACGCGAGAUAACGCGCCUCGACUAGCUUCGUACGAUCGAUCCCGCGAGGUUUUUCCACGGUCCUCUCUUCGGUAUAAGAGCAGGACGAUGCAUUUAAUCGAUGAGAUGUGUCAUGGUCGAUGAAUCGUACGAAACUAGUCACGUACGAUUUUCAUUUCAUUCGCCUUAAACUCGUGGAUGUUUUUAUUUCUCUCUCUCUCUCUCUCUCUCUCUCCUUUUUCCUUCUUCCCUUUCUGUUACUUUCUACCGCGUUUAACCGCCACGACAUUUCAAUCGCUUCCCUCCGACAUUUACUGUUGUACGUGAAACGAUACGAUCGUCGAGCCUAACCUGAAUCCUACGCGUUUGUUUGAAGUCAAUACGAAUUCUGGUUUCCACGACCUGGUGAAGAUUAGCGUGGCCGAACGAAUUUAGAGAACGAGAAUCCGGAUGUUAACGCGUACGUCUGAAAAUAUGUGAUACUUGCCUUGCGCUGAAAUCAGCGUCUACUGUCGAAAGAGAAAGAAGAAAGAAUUAGAAGUUUAUAAAUAGUCCUCGCGAACUCUCGCCUGCCUGGAUUUUUUGCGAGAAACUGCUUGGAAAAAUUGUUUCGAGCGUGAGCUUGCGACACAGUACGGUACGUACUCUCAGAAAAUGGCUUCAACGUUUCGUCAGUAUUGCGAUUGGCCUGAUCGGUGAUUCGAAAGGACGCUGAAUUUAACAUUUAGCGUCCUUCGAUCUCUGACACUAUAGCUGAAUAUAAAUCUAGAAAAACGUUGCCCGCUGUUUCGUAUAAAAGAGACUCACGCUAGAUAAUAUCAUCCGACAAAUCUGUGUUAACUACUACGUAUAAAUAUAAAAUUUGUAACGUUUCAAACAACUGAUGAAAUACAUUAGAGAUUUGUGGCAGUGUCAAACAGAAAGUCCCGUUCUAUUUGCCGGAGUUAAUAUCGCCGCGGUGUCUUCCUUUCGUCGACAUAGUUUCGUAUACGUAGUGCUAACUUCUUCGUUAACCCUCUGCGAAUCAACGUGGCUUUCCUGUGGCGAAGGGAACGCGACAACGCGACUACUCUAAUUGUUACGAUCGUGGUUCGAUCGUACCACGAUAUCUAGAAAGAAACUCUCUAUCGGAAUUUAUAUUAUUAUACAAGCGAACCUUGCAUUUCUGUGUGAAGCUUCCAACUCCAAGUUUGACGUAACGUACGAUUACUGCUUAAGAGAGAAAGUGACAUGCGCGUGAAAUCCUUGGUAAUGAAUGGUGUCUCUCUUUGUUUCUUUUCAUUCGACACGUUGACCCAGAGCGCGGAAAAGAGAAUCAGCUGAGCUAGUUUAGAUAUUUUAGUAUAUUCGUACGACUUUUGUAUUCCUCUCCCUCUUUUUUUUAUCAUCAUCUUUAAAUAUUAAUGGUUCUUUACGAACAUUAUCCCUGUCAAAUUACUAAGGAUUUCCAAGCAUACACGCAACUAAAUACCAUAAGAUUAAAUGCAAAAAAAAAAAAGAAGAGUGUAUAUAUACUUGAGUUAUGUUUCUAUGUAGUAUAUAUAUAUAUAUAUAUAUAUAUAUAUUAUACGAAAAAUUAUCCAUAAUACAUACAUAUAUAUACAUAUAUGUAUAGAAAUAUAUUUUCUAAACGAAAGAGUUUUAUAAGUGACCAUAUUCUGCAAACGCAUUUCUAUGCAAUCGUGUAUAUACACGCGCGCAGCGGUUGUGCGUGUGUAUCUACAUACGUGUUUCGUCGAAAGAAAGAAAUCGUGAGAAAUGAGAAUAUAUGCAUAUGUAGAUAUACAAACGUAACAAAUUAUGUAUAUCGUAUUAUGUAUUCGAUUCGAAAAGUGCACAAUCAAUUAUUUCCCGGCCCACUGAAUGAAUAGUGAAAUUCGAAGGACUACACAGAAAGUGAAACAGUGAGAAAUUCUAAAGAUUAAAAAAUAUGAAAGAGACUAAUUUUCUUUUUACAAUAACUGUUCGCACUUCAACUUAUAAUUGCAAUUAUCCUCAGAUAAUAUACUUGGAAGAUAAAAAUUUAAUCUCUGUUCGAAAACGAACGAGAAACAAAUUUCUCUCUCUCUCUCUCUCUCCCUUUUUCUAUGAUAUAUUAAAAAAUGAACUAUUUGUUUGGUUUAUUUAUAUUAUUUCUAUCUACUUUGUUUAUUUAGAACUGUGACACUUGCAAAAGCUAUCUACAUUUCCCUUGCUAUUAAACUCAGGGAGAACGAAUCUCUACGAAUUCAAUUCACAAUCAAUUUGAACUAACAACGGAUCGCAAAGUACGAUGAAUUAACGAUCCAUCUCUGUUAUAUAUCGUAACACAAUGAACGUUAUUUAUGACGUUACUUAAAUGAUCCAGUACAAAGUUUCACGCGAAAUUAACAUUCUAUAAACCAACGAUUUCGUACCAUUGUUCUAGACUGAAAAACUACGUGAGAUUUAUCACGAAUGUCGAUGGCAGCUAACAGUCGCAAGAAUCGUUCGAUUUCAUCGUCGUAUUAUAUUUCCAUACUGGAAAGUUUCUUUUUUUCUUCUUUUCUUUCUUUCUUUUUCGCGACUAUGUUUGUUGCGUUUGCAAUGCUAAGAAAUAAUUGAGUGUGUACGAUUAAUCCGGAUGUAAUGUACAAACACUCACACACACACACGCACACACAAAGACAGGCAUGUGCACGAGGAGUUUGCGCACACGUAUACAUAUAUGUAUAAGCAUACGAUUAAAUAAUAGACAUGAACGACGCGAGAAACGGAAAUGUAUUGUCUUACAAUGAUGAGUCGCAAAUGCGGGAACUUCCUUUCGUGUUGUAAAUUGUCGCGAUUGUAAAAAGCGUUUCGACGGAUUGAUAUUUUUUUUUUUUUUUUCUUUUCUCCACUUAGGAUACGUAUCGAUGCUGACUUCUUUUUCAUCUCCUUUCUUUCUUUCUUACGUUUCUGUUCGUUGGCAAAGUUCGACGAGGAUAUAUCGCGCAAUCAUGAAAUCGAAUUUACCGUUAACGUUAGAAAGUAUGAAGAAGUUCUACGCCAUAUUUUUCAUGGUUCUUUUAUUAUUAUUAUUAUUUUUUUUUUUUUUUUAAUGUUAUCGUACUCUUUCGAAGGAAUAUAACAAUCGAAGCUAACGGUGAUACACAUUUACCAUCCCAUUACACGUUCAUACUCACUGAUCAGAAUUGCAUACUUCAAGAGAAAACAUAUUCCUAUGCCACAUAUUAGUUUAUAUCUGCGCACCAUAUUAUUGUUAUCGCUAUGAUACCCUACGAUUUGUAUUAUUAUUAUUAAUUAUUAUUAUUAAUAUUAUUAAUAUUAUUACUGAUGUAGUUUAAUGUCACGUUAGUACAAUUCUUGUCAUUUCGGGUCGAUCGACGCACUCUGUGCGAACCCCCAUGUUCCACGAUGAACACGGAUCAUGAUAUUAUUUAUCGCUGAUAACGAUAGGAACUGAGUAAAAAAAAAAAGAAAUAGUAUUUGCAAUAGAAAUUAAUCGCACAAAUUAAGUUUUAACACGUUUCUCGUUCGAAAUCUAUCGUAUGUUUCUUUCUUUCUUUCUUUCCUUUUUUUUUUUCUUUCAAAAUUAAUCGCGAAUGAACGAAUCGACCGACACUUUUUUACGUGUUUCGAAUGCUAUUUUUGUUUGAUAAUGAAUUACAGAAUUUUACUAGCGUACGUGCAUAAACGAACGAGGGAAAUAUUUUGUAAAUAUAAUAUAGCAAAUAGUGAACGAUACGUCGCGUUGAUCGAACAUCACGCGUAAAGUGGAGCAUCACUAUAUUUGUAGAUACUGAAAGAGGUUUCGGAGAAAAUAUUUCAACUGGAAUCCUCCCUCGAUUCGGCCACUAUUCAUCUAACAUUUCAACACGCAUAAAAUACGCGCUCAUACUUUCUUGCGACACGUGAUACGGAAAACGAAUUUUCAAGAGAAUCAGUCCCGUUCGCUAAUUUUACUAAGGUACUUAAUUUCUGAAACAGGGUGCAAUCUUUUUAUGGCAUGUAUUCGUCCUCUAAUAUUUUACGAUUUGAAUAUUGACUACUGAUUUGAAUAUUGAGAACUUUUCUGGAACAUUGGGAAUUGUCUUCGAGUUAGAUAAAAGAAAGUUGAACGAAAGUUUUGAAACAACUGUGAAAAAGGGAAUUCGAAGUUUUGAGCGUCGAUUUUAUUUCAAAGGAAUAUGUAAACCUCAUUAUUGAAACGUGAAAUGCAACGUAUGAAAAUAUUACACAGAAAACUCUGACGACGUUCUAAAGAUUAUAAACAGCGCUUUAAAUAUAUAAAUAUAUAUAUACGUAUACAUUUGUGUACAAAACAGAAAUAUAAACCUCCUAAAUAAAAUGAGCUGGCCUCUGCAAGCCCUGUUUUACGUAAAAA